Molecule: messenger RNA, 6987 nt
Organism: Orcinus orca (killer whale)
Lineage: Eukaryota; Metazoa; Chordata; Mammalia; Artiodactyla; Delphinidae
Gene: UEVLD
Product: UEV and lactate/malate dehyrogenase domains
Exons: 11
Coding region: 3036-4478 (480 amino acids)
Biological process (GO): protein transport; protein modification process; endosome to lysosome transport
Cellular component (GO): ESCRT I complex
Molecular function (GO): oxidoreductase activity, acting on the CH-OH group of donors, NAD or NADP as acceptor; ubiquitin binding
Source: RefSeq, a predicted model, not a curated record
AAGUUAAAAUUUUAGUAACUUCUCAAUUUUUCAACUGAUUUUUAUGAUAGUAUAAUUGCUUUAGUUUUAGAAUCUCAUGGGCCAGUUUUCCUCUUUAGUUCCCUGCCUGCACCCUUUAAGCAAAUGGCAUUGUCUGAGGCAUAUUCCUUGGAGAAUGUUAUACAAGCUUCUCUUAGGUGGUAUAGGAACAGUAAUGGAAUAUGUGUCUUAAUAUUACACUAAGAAGAUACUCUGUUUCAUAUAUAGUGAAAAUGAUGUGCUUUUUAUUUUUCUAAGACAGAUAAAAUAGGUCUUUUUCGUCAGAAAGGCAAAUCACAUAUUCGACUAGUAGCGAUAUUUGGAUUUUCAAGCCCUAACAAAGAGUGCUUUUGACAAACUUUUAUGUCAGUUUUGCAGUUAGAUCAGUUCUGGUAUAUAGCCCUAUGCAGCCAUUAAUCAUUGCAUUCUCAGAGGAUGUUAAGGAUGUAGAAAACAGCUUAUAACAUCAAAUAGAAGACAAAACAAAAAUUAUUUGGUUCAUAAUAAAUAUAUAUUCCAGGUGACAACAAUGCAGCCUUUUGUACAUUUGUGUAGUGUCUGGAGUUGGGAUGGUUUCAUUCACUUUUGUUUUCACUGAAUCUGGGACUCAUUUUUACCCUGCUGUAGUUAAUACUGAUCGAUUCGUAGUUUUAGUGAUCUUAGUGAUUGAUGCUCAGUCCUUUGGAUCAUAAUUGCUUUCUAUAUCCACUCUACUCAUAUAAAUCUGCCUCUUUGCUAACUCCCAUCCAAUUAGCCUGCAUUUAUUGAAGCCAUACCCUGUGCUAAAUGCUAUGGGGAAAUAAAAAUGAGUAAGAGAUGUUUCUAGUCCUCAAGUUGUUAAUUAUACACUUUUUCUUCUGCCAAAUUCUUUCCCAUCUUAAAAUGACCUUCCUCCUUCCCUCUAAUUUUCUGUACCGUUCUAGGCUCUAAUGUGAAUUGUAGACAGCUCUUUUCAGAGGCCUUUCUGUAACCUAGGUAUGCUUUGUCGAUUCAUCGUUUCCUAUCGGUACUUACUAUUGUAUACAUAUUUUGUUUAAUAUCUCACUUUUACAUAUGUUAAUCAUGAGAUCUUCAUACAUACCUGCUGAAGUUGGCAGGCAGUAGAGCUAUAUCUCUUUUGCCCGUGAAAAACUUAAGACUCAGAGAGAGGAAAUAGGAUCUCUUAGCAGUUAUUUUAUUUUCUCCCAGUCUCCUCCAACCCUAGGCACCCACUAAGCUACUUUCUGUUUCUAUGGAUUUGCCUAUUUUGGGUACUUUAUACACAAGUCAUACAAUAUGUGGCUUUUUGUGUCUGUUUUCUUUAACUUAGUGUAAUGUUUUUAAGGUUUAUCCAAGUAUGUAUCAGUUCUUCAUUUUUAUGGCUGAAUAUUCCAUUUUAUGGAUAUGUCACACUUUAUUCAUCAGUUGAUGGACAUUUGGAUUGUUUUCACUUCUUGAUUGUUAUGAAUAAUGCUGCUAUGAACAAUUGUGCACAAGUUUUUGUGUGGACAUGUUUUCAUUUUUCUUGGGUAUAUACCUCAGAGUGGAAUUGUUGGGUCAUAUGGUAACUCUGUGUUUAAUCUUUUGAAGAACUGCCAAACUCUUCCAAAGCAGCUGCACCAUUUUACUACCAGCAGUGGUGUAUGUAUAUGAGGGUUCUGAUUUCUCCACAUCCUUUCCCACAUUUGUUACUGUCUUUUUGAUUAUAGUAUGAAUCCUCUGACUUCUUUUUUUUUUUUUAAUUUGUUUUUGGCUGCAUUGUGUCUUCGUUGCUGCACUCGGGCUUCCUCUAGUUGCGGCAAGCGGGGGCUACUCUUUGUUGCGGUGCGCGGGCUUCUCAUUGUGGUGGGUUCUCUUGUUUCGGAGCACGGACUCUAGGCGCACUGGCUUCAGUAGUUGUAGCACAUGGGCUCAGUAGUUGUGGCUCGUGGGCUCUAGAGCGCAGGCUCAGUAGUUGUGGUGCACGGGCUUAGUUGCUCUGUGGCAUGUGGGAUCUUCCCCUACUAGGGCUCAAACCCGUGUCCCCUGCAUUGGCAGGCGGAUUCUUAACCACCACGCCACCAGGGAAGCUCUUUUUAAUUCUUUUUUAAGAUUGUUUUGGCUGCAUUCCUUGAAUUUCCAUAUGAAUUUUAAGGUCUAUUUGUAAAUUUUUGCAAAUGAGCAAAAAAAGUCAGCUGGGAUUUUGAUAUGGAUUGGCAAUUGUUGAAUCUGUUGGGGAACAUUGCCAUCUUAACAAUAUCGAGUCUUCUGAUCUAUCGACAAGGGAUACCUUUCUAUUCAUUUAGAUCUAUUUUAAUUUCUUUCAACAAUGUUUUGUAGUUUUUAGAGUCUAAGUUUUGCAUCUUGUUAAAUUUAUUCCUAAGUAUUUUAUUCUUUUUGAUGCUAUUGUAAACGUAAUUGUUUUCUUAAUUUCAUUUUCAGAAUGGUAAUAGACUCUUAACAUACUUUUUUUUUUUUUUUCAUUUAAUGCCUAGCACAAGUCCAGGAGGUGGGUAUAAUUUCUCUUUGCGAAUGAGAAAAUAAGUUCAAAGAAGUUAAAUGAUUUUGCCCACAGGGCAACCAAGGUAGUAUUUCUGAGACUACAUCUGGAUGAAUGAGGAGGCAGGUCACCCAACCUGACUGCAAACCUUUGCAUGCUUUGUGUUUUCCCUUUGAAACCCAGCUGCGGUACCAGGUAGGGAAAUGCAGGGUGUCUCAAGUGAAUGAGAUAUUCAGGCACGAGAGGUGGAUCUUACAGUGAUGACAGGGGUGCUACAUCCUGCCCUACUUCUUAAGCCUUCAGGAAGUAUUUGGAGGCAUUUGAUAUAGUGAUUAAAGGCCCAGGCACUGGGUUUGAGCUCUGGCUUCACUACUUAACUUGCUAUCUACCACAGCAAGUUAUUUUGAUUCUCUAGCUUUCAUUUUCAUCUUCUAUAAAGUCAAGCAGUUAUAAGCCCUGCCUACUUCAUAGGGUCGUUAUUAAAAGGAUGAAGUCAAAUACUAUUCAUGUUUGUAAAACUCAGAGCCCAGGGCCUGGCACAUAGUAAGUGUUCAGUUAAAUGUUAAUUUGUAAUUGUUCUGUUGCUUAUAAUUUUAUUCUUAUUCAGUAUUCAUUUUUCUCUCUUCAGUACAAGUUCAGGGAUCUAACUGUGGAAGAACUGAAGAAUGUAAAUACGUUUUUCCCACAUUUCAGAUAUUCCAUGGAUACCUAUGUUUUCAAAGAUAGUUCCCAGAAAAACCUGCUGAACUUCACCGGCACUAUUCCUGUGAUGUAUCAGGGUAAUACAUAUAACAUACCAAUUCGUUUGUGGAUUUUGGAUUCUCACCCUUUUGCUCCCCCCAUUUGCUUCUUAAAGCCAACUGCAAAUAUGGGAAUCUUAGUUGGAAAACAUGUGGAUGCUCAAGGCAGAAUAUACUUGCCGUAUCUCCAAAACUGGAGCCAUCCUAAAUCUGUCAUUGUUGGAUUAAUUAAAGAAAUGAUUGCCAAGUUUCAAGAAGAACUUCCCCUGUAUUCUCUGCCAUCAUCUGAUGAGGCACAGCAGGUAGACUUGCUAGCCUAUAUUGCAAAAAUCACUGAAGGUGUCUCAGAUGUAAAUUCAAAGAACUGGGCAAAUCAUGAGAAUAAAACAGUCAAUAAAAUUACUGUGGUUGGCGGUGGAGAACUGGGAAUUGCCUGCACAUUAGCAAUUUCAGCAAAGGGCAUUGCAGACAGACUGGUCCUCUUAGACCUCUCAGAAGGGACUAAAGGAGUGAUAAUGGACCUUGACAUAUUCAACCUGCCUAAUGUGGAGAUCAGCAAAGAUUUGUCUGCCUCUACUCAUUCCAAGGUGGUGAUCUUCACAGUCAACUCUCUGGGUAGUUCUCAGUCCUACCUCGACGUGGUACAGAGAAAUGUGGAUAUGUUCAGAGCCUUUGUUGCAGCUCUGGGACAUUAUAGUCCACAUGGCAUCCUGCUCGUUGCAUCUCAGCCAGUGGAAAUCAUGACCUAUGUGACGUGGAAACUGAGUGCAUUUCCUGCAAAUCGAGUGAUUGGAAUUGGUUGCAAUCUGGAUUCACAGAGAUUACAAUAUAUUAUUACAAAUGUUUUGAAGGCACAGACUUCAGGAAGAGAAGUAUGGGUUAUUGGUGAGCAGGGAGAAGACAAAGUGCCCACAUGGGGUGGCCAAGAGGACGUAACAAGGCAUAACUCUCAGGUGCAGCUGUCCAACAGAGCCAUGGAACUGUUAAGAGUAAAAGGUCAAAGAUCCUGGUCUGUUGGACUGUCAGUAGCCGACCUGGUUGACAGUAUUGUGAAUGAUAAAAAGAAAGUGCAUUCUGUAUCAGUUUUAGCAAAGGGAUAUUAUGAUAUAAAUAGUGAAGUGUUUUUAAGUUUGCCUUGCAUCCUUGGAACCAGUGGAGUGUCUGAAGUCAUCGGGACCACAGUGAAAGAAGAUACAGUGACUGAGAAACUCCAAAGCAGUGCAUCAUCAAUACAUAGUCUCCAGCAACAGUUGAAACUUUGAUGCUAAAGUUCAGAGUUACUUGAAAGGAAAGGUCGUUAAAUUUUACCAACAUAUAUAUAGGGCUGAGAACUUCUGUGUCUUAUUAUUUAUCCUUACAAACUGCUUGGUUAAGGUAGAUGGUUUCUUGGUUGGCUUUGUAAUAUGAAUCCUUAGGUAGUUAGAUAAGAAGGAAAAAAAUCUAAUUUUCUUUGUUGUUCUUGAGAUAUCUAUACUGUUCUUUAAACCUACAGCAGAGAUAAACGUUCAUCUGCAAUAUGCAUCGUUUUAAAAUUAUGUAUCCUCAAUUAGCACCUUUAGCACUUUGGGAAUACUUUGAAAAUGAUACAUUUUUAAAGGAAAAUUACUCUUUGACUGUUAUAAUAACCAUGAUAAGCCGAAAGCCAGUAUGGAUUUACAAAAUCUGUGCCAGCUAUACACUCAAAGGAUCCACAAUUUAAGCUAUUAAUGUUUCUUCUUUAAAAACAGUGGGUAGUAAUGAUAAUAAAGCAUUUUGUUUUCCCUCUUCAAAUUGAUUAGCUACCAAAAAAAUGGAAAAGAAUUUUACACGUACUUUAAAAUAGUAAAAAGGAAAAUGAAAUUUUUUAAUAUAUGAAGAAAAAGUGUACUUUAAUUUCCAGUGGGACUGUCCUUUCUGGAAUUUUCUAUAACCUCUUCCUAGGCUAUAUAAGAUCUCCGACAUCUCAAGAAUGCACUGUGACAUCAGUAGAACCAUAGAGAAUGUGUAUUUUUAGUGGAAGUAGGUUAUGAAUGAAAGCCAAGCAGUUUAAAGCCAAAAUAUGAGGCUUUCGUAAAAGCCAUUGGUCUUAAUGGGGAGAGGUUGGGUGGGCUGAUUGUCUGAGCAAAUCCUUUAACUACUCCUGAAGAAAUGAUUUACUUUGGUGAUGGGUCAAUAAUGACAAUAUCUUCAUAUGUGAAAGAUAGCAUAUUAUUACGAAUGUGAUGCACAGCUAAGAGCAAGAACUAACAUCAACACUUCUAGUAUUUCUGGCAAUGUGAAUGAGCACUUUAUUGUUUUAUUCCUCAGGAUUAUUUAUUAAUCCUCACAGUAACCCACUGAGGAAGGUACUAUUAUCAUCAUUUUAUAGAGGAGGAAAUUGAGGUUUAGUGCCCAAGAUCUCAUGACUAAGGGACACUUACAUACAACCUCUACUUUUUCUAAGUACGAGAAGAGGGAAAAAGCAUAAAAGCGGAAAUAGUUACCACAAGACCCUAAAGCUGGGGUUCUAUACUCUUAUAUUCUCAUGUAGGGGCUUUUUUUUUCAAUAUAGUUUUUAGAAAGACUGAUUCUCUGACUUCCCAGACUUGCCCUCAGCAAAUAGCUGGGGGGAAUGGGGGAGGUAUGCACUGAAGUAGGCGUUUAGUUAUUUAGUCAUUCAGUUAAAUAAGUGGGAGCCUGCCAUACACCAGGUGCCAUACUGGGCACUGCAGAUACAGUGGUGAGCAAACCUGGACUAGGUCCAAGCCCUCAUGGUGCUUAUAAUCUAGUAUGGAAACAUAGUAAUCAAGUCUCACAAGUAAAUGUCCAAUGCAAGUGUAAUAAGUGCUGUGAAGAAGUCCCAGGUGCUUUGAUAGCAUAUUAUAGGUAACCCAAACCUGGUCAAUGAGAUAGGAGCCAGAUGGAUUAUAUGGUCAGACAUACCUUAGGUAGAGAGGAAACAGUCAAACUAAUGCUGAUUUAGAAUAAUAAUGGAUGCUUAUAAUGAUGAGCUUAAAUCAUAAAGAAAAGGUGAAAUUAUAUUCAGUGUUCCAUGUUUAAGUAGAAAAGUAUUUAAUAUGCUUGGAAAGAUUCACACUAUAAUGAACUAGUGUAAAAACAUUGGCCAUUUGAAGAGAAGAGCAUUAGUUCUGUGUAAUUUCACUGCAUGGGUAGGUUAUUUUGGUGUUAACUCUAAUAGUAUAUCCUCACUGUCCUUUUGUAUGAAAUAAGAAAUUAAAACUAAAAGGACCAUUUCUUGUGUUUUUAAAGUCGCCUUUUCUAAUAUCAGAUACCUAAUUGUGCUCUUGAACAAUAACCUAAUUACAAGAUACUGUAUAAAUAGAUGAAUUGCUAAGAAUUCACUACAUUAAUUAUAAAAGGAACAUGUCACUACAACAAUACUUAUUGCGUCUACUGUUAUUCCGGGUACUGUGUUAGAAUCUGAGAAGUGAAAAGAUGAGUAAUAAUAGCCCUUGCCCUACAGAAGCCCACAAUAUAGAAGUAAUUCUAUCAGAUAUUUCCUUGAGUGUUGAGUAUUAUAAAUCAUAUAGUAAGUUCCAUAUAUAAGUCAAGAAGCAGUACCACCACCACCUCACUGUGAUUUGGUGAUAAUUUGACAUUCAUGAUGCUUCUAUUAACUUUCACUUUUUUUCAUCUUUCCAAAAUCAUGCAGUGUCUCUUAUGGUUUUUAAUGGGGCUUGGAUUAAAAUGCUUCUUUGAUAUUGUAACAGAUAAAUAUUUUAUUUUCCAAUUUACAUUGUAGUUAUUCUUAAAUAUCAAGAAUAUUGAAUAAAAUAAACUUUGACUUUAAAA